CAAACAAUGGAUUCACGUUUCGCGUGUCGCAGCGUUGAAAAAUAGAAUUUCGUUGUUAUUUAAGUAUACUUUUAAGCCAAAUUACCUAUCAAACUCAAUAAAAUAGUCCGCGAGUAACAUAGAAAGCUUUUUAUAGACGUUUUUUAAUGUGUGUCUUCUAGUCUUCCUUGAGAGUGAUCAUGAGUUCGUUAGCGGGUUUGGUAGCGAAUUACGGAGAUUCGGAUGAGGAGCACGACGAAAAUGGGUCUUCAAGACCAUUACCCAGUGCGGCGGCGGCACACGCCCCGGCUGCGUACACUCAUAGUUCCGCAGCCAUUCAUCCACCGCCUAUACCUCAUUGCCCCUGGUCAGCGUGUUAUGACGAGGGCAGUGGAUUCACUUACUACUGGAACCAGCAGACUAAUGCAGUGACCUGGGAGGCGCCGCCGGAGUACCUACUAGCUCUCAAAUUGGCACAACAGCAGUUGAAUACUUCAGGAUCCACAGAAGUGUCAGCAGAAGAAUGGCAGUUGUACCAGCAAGCGUUAGCAGAGAAACAGAAUGUUCAAAACAAGAUGGCGGCCAAGGCUAGCAUCUUGAAGCCCACGAGGAAGGUGGAGAAACCUGUUGAUGUCAAGUCAAAGAAAGAUGACAAGGGCAAGAAAAGACCCGCCAGCGAAGAUGAAGAGGAAAAAAUAGAACUGAUAACAUCAUACUACAAUUCAGACUCUGAAUCGAAUGACGAGUCGGAGUCUCCAGUCAAGUCUUCCAUACCACCGAAACCUCAGACUGUCAAACCACAAACAGCACCGAAGCAACCUGUAAAGAAGCAGAAGAAACAGCCUACAGUAGAGUAUGGGCCGAGCUUGCCUCCAAACCAGAACUACACAGUGCCUAUAGGACCGGAGCUACCUCCAAAACUUACAAAUACUGUCAAGUCGCCCGAGCACAAGACAAUUCCUAAAGAUGAGGGAAAGUCAACGCCAAAUUCAACAGAAAUUGACGAGAGUAUAGAUGAAAAUGCAUUAUUAAACAAAUUAAAAGACAAAGCAAAAUUACUAGAAAAGCUCGGAGGAGAAUUGCCAUCGGAAUUAAAGAAAAUAAUACGAGAUGAAAAUAGUUCUGGUACGAAUUCACCAAUAAAAAGUGAUGGUUGGAAAGAGAAAAUAUUGGACACAAACAUUGAUGACUUGCUAGAUGAAAUAGAAAAGAAAGAACUUCCUAAAGUCAAAUCUAAAUCUGACGAACAAAGUUGCAAAUCGAAUGGAACAAGUGCCAGAAAUUCUCCCAGAAGCACUGACACGCCUCCUAGAGAGGAAAUCAAACCCUUAUUCCCAAGUAGUAAAGUGAUUGCCGAAGAACCUGAGAAACCUGUUGGGUUAUUCCCGAGCGCAGCUAAUAUUCGGGAAAGUAGCCCUGAGAAAAUCCAAUCUUCUACUCCUCCACCUCCGGCGGAAAAGAAACCAAACAUGUAUCUAUCAGAUGUUAGCGAAGUGACUAAUGUUAACCGGAAGAAGCUUCGAAUUUCAAAUUCUGUUCUACCCGAACGACCAAAGGCUGAAGCUCCGUCUUAUACUACGAAAUACUCGUCACAUAUUGAAGGAUUCUCUUCAGAAAGGACUGGCUUAGGUUUUAGUAAGGAAGAAGAGAGUGGUACCAGUCCAAAGGCAACAAUAAGUUACGGGAAUGGUCUCAUGUUUACUAAGGGAGAGACAUUGAAUGAGGAGAAGAGGGACGAAGACUUGGACGACAUGAUGGAGCUGGUGGAAGCUAAGCUCAAGUAUUUGAACCAGUUGCAGCCAUGUGUCGUCACACCCGUGGCGGAGAUGCUCAUACAGAUGCAGACGCUGAUGUCGGCGUUCCGCGCGGGCGCGCUGUCGGGCGCGUACUGGCGGCGCUGGGUGGCGGGCGGCACGGCCGCGCUGGCGGGGCAGGAGGCGCGCGCCGCGCCGCCGGGCUGGGCGCUCGCCUUCCAGAGGUCGGAGGGCCGCUACCGCUACGAGCGCGCGGACGGCCACACGCAGUGGGAGUACCCCGCGCCCGCGCCCCCCGCGCCGCCCGCCGACAUGGACAUAUGCACCACGCCGCCACAUUCCACGCCCGAUAAGGACGAAGUGUUAGUGCAGCCCCCCCUCCCCGCGUCCCCGCCGCCCCCGCCGCCGCCCCCGGCGUGGCAGUCCCCGCCGCAGUGGGCCGACCCUCCGCCGCCCGGCACUGACGACCCGCCCCCGCUGCCCGCCGCCCCAGCAAAACAAGAGAUAGGCGACGAACUAGCGUCGUUCUACAGCGACAUAGCAGAGUUGGAGAAGCAGGCGCCGCCGUCGGCGCCGCAGACCGGGGCCGGCACGCCGUCGCCGCCGCCGCCGCCGCCCCUCAGGCUGGAGGUCGAGGAAAAGAAGAAGGAAGAAGUCAAGCCUAGGAAGAAAACCAAGGUAAAAAUAUCAUCAUCAGUCGGUUUGAAGCACAAAUCCGUGUCGAACCUCGUGGCGAAGUGGCAGCAGGUUGCCGACGAGAUACACUCAGAUUCUUAGUGAAUAACCUCCAAUAGAACUUUAUUAAACCAUAGAUAAGAGAGUCGUGACACAAGAAAGGAACGCUGGUGCCAAAGACACGUAUAAAAACCUAGCGGACAAAUUGAGAAACAAUUGACAGGUCAUUGUCGCCGCUCGUUUAUAUACAACGAAGUGAAAAGGCAUUGAUGCUAAUUCCUGUAGACACCAUCUAAUUUUAUUUUAAGUUAUAUCUGUCGUUUUCUUAUCCGCCGAAAACGAAAGGGACGGGUAAUCGACAGGCAUACAAUUUAUGGAAUACACGUCAAUUUUAAGCAGAAACCUAAAACAACCGUCUAAAAAUUUUACAUCGUCCAAUAACUCGACAGAAUUAAAUUGACAGCACACGUCAAACGUUUUGCAUACCAGCGAGAUACCUUUUUGAUUCGCCCGGGUUAUUCAUUCAUUUACUUAUUCUUAAAAUUAAGAGCUGUCAAUCAGCCGUCUCUUUUCUUUUAGGCGGAUAUGAAAAUGACAGGUAUAACUUAAAAUAAAAUUAGGAGAUGUCUGCAGGAAUCGGGGCCAAUAUAAUAUAUCUAAUUACGUUGUCCUCAUUGAUAGAUUAUUUAAAAAAUGUAUUAUAUAAUUAUGUCAACUGUUACUGAGAGAUAGUGUGCUUGUGAUAUAAAGAGCAGUAACUGAUAUACUACGCAGAACUAGUACUAUACAUGUUUGCAAACAAUAAACAGUGUUCCUACAUCGUUAUAAAGCUCCAAUUCUAAACCUCUUGAGCUUUUUUGUAAGCCUGAUACUAAUCAGUUGAUAGUGAAAUGAUUUAAAUAAAAUUGCGGUGUCUAAAAAAGUAACAAAAUACUUGAGAAUCGUCCUAAAGAAGGUUACUUUGUCACGUAUAAACGAUUUGUAUUGCGAAAUUAAUAAUUGAUGUUUAUCUACAUUAAGAGUUUAAAAAAUUGAAGAGAAUUUGUGCCUAUUGUCCUUAGUAUAAUCCUAAUCCUAAAGUACCUAAUAGUGAUUUUAGAAGCUAUUUCUUCAAGUGGAUUUGUGCAGUUAUUAUAUCACGUUGUGAUGUCUGAAAAACGACGUGUUAUUCCUAUCGUACAUACAUAAACUCACGCCCUUAAUCCCUAAUGGGGGGCCACAAGGACAACUUGCAGCCACUGUUGAUACGAAGUCCUAAGAUGGAUAUGAUGAACCUU
This is a messenger RNA of Pectinophora gossypiella (pink bollworm), 3685 nucleotides long. Its product is annotated as formin-binding protein 4-like. Gene Ontology annotation, molecular function: protein binding. The record is from RefSeq and is a predicted model, not a curated record. The transcript has 10 exons. The coding region runs from base 180 to 2510 and encodes 776 amino acids. NCBI's taxonomy places the organism in Eukaryota, Metazoa, Arthropoda, Insecta, Lepidoptera, Gelechiidae.